This is a messenger RNA of Aphidius gifuensis, 1423 nucleotides long. RefSeq names its product dolichyldiphosphatase 1-like. Gene Ontology annotation, molecular function: dolichyldiphosphatase activity. The coding region runs from base 53 to 805 and encodes 250 amino acids. The record is from RefSeq and is a predicted model, not a curated record. The transcript has 5 exons. NCBI's taxonomy places the organism in Eukaryota, Metazoa, Arthropoda, Insecta, Hymenoptera, Braconidae. Gene Ontology annotation, biological process: lipid biosynthetic process; protein N-linked glycosylation. Gene Ontology annotation, cellular component: intracellular membrane-bounded organelle; endoplasmic reticulum membrane.
CGUGGCAGUGUGUGGGGACUGGGGAGAGACUGGAGUGUGACGCAGACGCAAUAUGGCGUCCUCCGGUGAUGACAUUAUUGAUGAUAUAAAAUCACAGUUUAUUGACAAUAAUUUAAUAAAUACUAAAUGGAAACCAUUGUCACUGACACUUGUCGAAUACCCCGAAGGGGAUAUGAUUGGCAUGUUUUUGGCGUUAAUAAGUUUAAUGCCAUUUGCAAUUAUUGCUGGAUUUAUAACAUUAAUUUUAUUUAGACGUGAUUUACACACUAUUUUUUAUUUUAUGGGUAUUGUUGUAAAUGAAAUUGUUGGUCUUUCAUUAAAAUACACAAUUAAAGAAGCAAGACCAAUAAGACGUGAUGUUGUUUAUGUUGAGUAUGGAAUGCCAUCAGCUCAUUCACAAUUUAUGUGGUUCUUUGCUGCUUAUACAACAUUAUUUGUAUGCAUAAGAAUGCAUCGUAAUAAUAACAGCACAGUGUCUGAAAGAUUUUGGAAAUGGACAAUUGUUGGAGGCUGUGUUGGUGUUGCAAUUGCUGUGACAUAUAGUCGAAUUUAUCUUCAGUAUCAUACUAUUUCCCAGGUAUUUUGUGGAAUGCUUGUUGGUGCUACAAUGGGAAUAUUGUGGUUUACAUUAACUCAUCUAGUCUUCACUCCAUUUUUUCCAAUUAUUGUCACAUGGAAAAUAUCAGAGUAUUUUAUGCUACGUGAUACAACACUGAUUCCAAAUGUUCUCUGGUUUGAGUAUACAAAUAUAAGAACUGAAACAAGAAAAAGAUCGAGGAAACUUGUCUCUAUGAAAUCACAAUGACGUCUAAUGGUUGCCCAAUGGGUUGAGACAAAAAAGAAAAAUUAAAAGUACUUUUUUUUUCUUUAAAUAUUAUUGAAAAUUUAUUAAAUGAUUGCCUAUAAAAUCAAUGGCAUAAUAUCAAUCAUUGUAAAUAAUUUAAUUUACAUUAUUUACAUAUUGUUUAAAAAAAAACCUCAAAGGUUUUUAUUUCUUCCCUUUUUUUUUACAUUAAAAAUCAUAAUUGUGUGCUGUAUAAAAAAGUAGAAAUAAUAAUUAAAUUUUUAUUUCAAUAAUAUUUUUAUUUUUAUUUUUUUGUUUAAUUGUGAAAAAUUUUAUCUAUGUUUUAUUGUAAUUUGUUUUUUCUUUUUUUUUAAUUUAGAUUUUAUAUAAUAUUUAUCGUCAUUUCAAUUUUACUGAUAAAUCCAUAAUUUGCACAAAUUAAUAUUGCCAUUUUAAUUAAAAAUAAAAUAUAUAUAUUAAUAAUAUUAUCAUUAAAAUUGAUGUACAAUUUUUUAAUAUGAAAAAAAAUGUUUAGAUAAAUCAACCAUGAUUAGAUGACAAAAUUUUGUAAGGAAAAAAAAUUUUAGGAAAAGAAAAAUUUAAUAAAAUUUGAAAUAUAAAAGUUGAAUAACAAAAAAA